GGAACUUCGUGUACACCUUCGAACUCACACCGGUGACAAACCCUUCGAGUGUACUGUGUCAUCAAAAUCUUAGCCGCCGGAGAGCCAUGGAGAGCCGCUGGACCCUCGUCGCCCUCACGGCCGCCGCCAUCAUGGUGCUGCUCGUCACAGUGGUGCCGACGGCGAGCGGACUCAAGUGCUUCCAGUGCGGCUUCUACACGGACGGCGUGGGCUCCAUCACGCCCUGCAUCAACCACACGGUGGAGCUGCACCUCAAAGAGUGUCCCAAGGAGAAGAGCAAAAGCUGUCUGAAAUAUGUCAGCGAGGGCAUAACAGUGUUAGCGUGCUCUGAUGACUGCGUUGAGAAAGAGUCAUCAUGGGGCGGCUACCACUACUGCUGCAAGACGGACGCGUGCAACAGCGCCUCUGCGCGUGACGUGGUCCCCGCCCUGCUGGCGUCCGUGGGGGUGCUGUGGGGCUGGAGGAUGCUGUUCUAAAGCACCACGACGACCAGCACGAUUCGGACUGCCCACAGUCCCGUGUGGGGAUUCCCAACAGUCAAUCGAUAAUCAUUGAAAAAAUCGUAUGGUACACAUCAUUUUCUUGUCGGCGCGAUAUAUGUGUAACAAAAUCUGUCCUGACUGCACUUUACACGACCAAAUCUCGUCGAACGCAUAACAACCUUAUUAUGCAGCGGGCUUGUACGUCAAGAAGCGGAAAGUGCGCAAGCCCACAAAGCUAAAUUCUAAAUUUUUUAAACUCAACUUCUUUUAUUCUUAUUUUUGCUCUCUAUUGUAUAAAGUUCGCUCGUCUAUAAUAGAGCUUGUCAACGCAAACGGUGGGGAGUCCUGCCAUGUUGAGGUCCACGUACCGCUGAGGUCCCUCAGACCCCGCACCCUGACAGGACCAGAAAACGAACCGACCAAGACUUUUGAAAACGAAACAAGGAAUUAAAAAAACAAGAUUAGACUUGCGGUCAGUCGGUUACACUGCCACACGAACGUAGAGCUUCGUCUUCUCUUUCGGGGAUGGCGUGGGAAAAUGGAGGCAAGUUUCGAUCGCCAUUUGCUUGGCAUUCUAGGACAAUAGUGCUCAACAAAACUUUACAGAUGCCCGACGGAAAGAAAGAUGUGUUAGCGAGCCGGAGUGCAAAUUAUAGCCUCAGAGCGGCCCGUGUAUACACAUCAAUUUCAUGAAAGGUGCAAACACAAGAUGCAAAGAGGAUGCAUGUUGAACUGUGUUAAUUUUGCGUGAUGCGAACUCAGAGCUGCAUUUCAUUUUUGAUUCAGAGAUAAAACAAAUAAAUAUUUUUCGUGACUUAAUUAAGCGUCUUCAUACAUUAGAGCAGUUCGAUUACUUAAGUUCAGCAUAUCUAGUUUCUUAAUGGUAUACUUUGUGUUUAGUAGGACAAAAAUAUAUGUAGCUAUCUAUAGCUAGUCUGCAGUAAUGGCGGGUGGUAGUGGGGACUACUUAAUCUAGCUCAUUUCCCCGGGUUCCACUUCACUUUCGCUCUGAAAUUGUUUCGCUAUGAGCGGAGGAACAGAAAUGAAACGAGAAAAAGAAAUCAACUAAGAAGCUCGUUCACAUUUUCUGUUUCUCGGAGGCUAAGCGUCAUGCCGAUGUGAUAAAUGCAUUUGGGGUGUAAAUAUCUAUGAACGUGCAUUAUUAGUGCUUUUUUGCACAAUGUUAUACACCGAGCACUUUCUUACGCCGUAGCUGCAAAAGCGCACUGAUGGUGCGGUACCAUAAGACCAACUAGCAUAAAUUGUCGUUUGUUUCGAAAAAGAUUUCCUUAUACAUGCUUUACGAUACGUCUGUGGAUAAAAAAUAGCAAAAUUAUUAUUCUUUAAUAUUUGAUAUCAAACGGUCUUCCAAACUGUUAUUUUCACAGUUUUGUGUCAUAUUGACGACAAACUUCCAAUAUUUUUCAACCUUUCAUAAAAAAGAUUAAGAGAUGCAGUACAAUUUGGUCGCGGACAAACAGACGCGGAGCGUAACUCUUGAGAAGGUAUUGUAAGGCAGCGUUGUGCGCUUUGCCUAGAGUCAAUAAUCUUAUGCUGUUAAAACGCAAGACGAGACGUUACACGACAAGGAUUGCCACGACGCCUUGCACUUGGCUUGUUUAGACAUCAGCUGCAGGCCUGAAGACCUGCUGCAAACCAUAUGAGAAUAAUGGCGGCUGAGCUGAGCCUAAUGCCACUUCCUCCUCUCUUCAAGAGACUCAAGUCGGCGCUUUCCCUGCAAAUAUUCAGUUAUAAAGUGAUCGUAGGCUGCGGCCUGUGACAAACCAUAUUUUAACAUACAUACUAGUUACCCGCUGUAGAAGCGACCUUGUCUUUCAAAAUAAGGAACAAAACACUGAAAAAAGAAAGUACAAGUACACCCUUUAAGUGCGCAAACGUGAGACGAGAAGUGCACACCGUGUCCUACCAAGUGUUAGACGGAGUCGGACGCUUUGCGAGUUUACAUCCUGCACUUGUCACCAUGGUAGAAGCGGAAUCUCGCAAAUAUGAGACCGCGUAUGAGACUGCCUUUCAUUUCGUGAGACGGUGUAACUUCCUCCUUAAGAUUGGAAGGGUAAAGUAAAAGUGGUCGGUGUGUGUGUGUGUACUCGUACUGUUUAUUUUGCAGUGUAGUUGUUUUAGUUUUUGUGGGGCCCAAACCGGAUCGGGCAGGCGCACACAUUGUGCCGUCUCUAAAUGGGGAUCCCUUGUUGCAACUAUACCUGACACCUGACGUGCUUGUUCAAACUAGGCCACGUAUGGGCAACCACAAAAAAGACAACCUUGAAAUAAAAGGAUGAAAUAAAUAAAAUGCAUCCUACUCGUGCAUAAGCACGCAUUUUUAUCACUCGCUGAUCUAUUCCAUUGUUUUGUAUAAUUGAUCCUUAGAGAAGAAAUAUAUUACUGUCGUUGUAAAUUUUGAUCCUAAGUGUUACGUUUUUCUUGUUUUAAUGUGUACCUAUCGCUGAAAAUUAGUCUCCUUCGGUUUUGUAAGGUAAUUGAUAAUUAAAUAAUCCGUGAAAAUUUUCAAUAUUCAGAUGCGUAACGAAGUUCUUUAAGACUUUUAUAAUGCCUGCAUGUUAAUUAUGAACAAUGAGCUUGUGUCAAGUGAUGAACGGACCGAUGCUGUUGCGAUGGUAAAAAUGUCAAUGUAUGCGUUUAUGUCGAGUUAACCAUGUCUCACAUUUAAAAAGCUGCAUAUUUAAUUCGUUGGAUUAAUAUGCUUUCGGUAGACUUUUAAAUUAUUGAAAGCACCAAAUGUAUUCAUUAUGGACGGUCGACCCCGGCAUAUUUUCAAUUUGUGAAUGUACGUCUAAUUAUUUCAAUUUAGCACGGAGUGACCCAAAUUUUAUUGCACACUUAGUAUGUAGACUCUUACCAUUAUAAACUACGUCGCCAUGUUGCGUCUUAUUCCAUUGUGGUUCUAAGGAAAUAAAACUAUUGUAAAAUUGAAGGCAAAUAAACUUUACAAAAACGGC
Frankliniella occidentalis (western flower thrips) is the source of this 3460-nucleotide messenger RNA. RefSeq names its product U-scoloptoxin(05)-Sm1a. The record is from RefSeq and is a predicted model, not a curated record. The coding region runs from base 87 to 476 and encodes 129 amino acids. Lineage: Eukaryota; Metazoa; Arthropoda; Insecta; Thysanoptera; Thripidae. The transcript has 5 exons.